Molecule: messenger RNA, 2414 nt
Organism: Zea mays
Lineage: Eukaryota; Viridiplantae; Streptophyta; Magnoliopsida; Poales; Poaceae
Exons: 12
Coding region: 442-2004 (520 amino acids)
Biological process (GO): DNA-templated transcription
Molecular function (GO): DNA-binding transcription factor activity; protein dimerization activity
Source: RefSeq, a predicted model, not a curated record
GGAGCUAACCGCUGCCUGGCUCUGGCUCUGGGUCUGCGUCUGCGUCUGCGUCUGCGUCUGCGCGCGAGCACGCGCGCGGCGAAGGAAACCGGGGUGCGCGAGUAGUUGACGGGGCCUGGCGUAUAAAGCGUCUCGCGAGCGCUACCACCAGCCAUAGCUGGUAAGCGUAGUGGAGGAAGAGAGGGAAGAAAACGAAGCGAAGCCAAAGCAAGGUCUGAGCCGCCGGAGAGGGAGGUGGCCGGGUGGGAAACCUCUCUCGCGCGUCAGGCGUCACGUGAGAACUCCCGAUCCACCGGGACGACGGAUUCCCGCCGCUCCCCCGCGCGCGGCUUCUUCCGGUGCGGUCGGCGGCCGACGGCGGAAGCUACUGGCCCAAGCAAAGUGAGUGAAUUGCGAGUCCAGGCGGCGAUGGCGGGGCGCUGCGAUUGACGUGCGACGACUAUGGGCAUCCAAGGGAACAAGGCGGCGACGCACGAGCACGACUUCCUCUCGUUGUACGCCGCCGCCGCCGCGGCCGCCGCCGCCAAGGACGCUCCUCUCCUGCUCCACGACUCCAAGACGCCGCCUCCUUCUCAAGGUAAUUUUCUCUUGAAGACGCACGACUUCCUGCAGCCGUUCGAUCAGAAGCCAGGAGCGCCGCCGGAGCCGUCGCCGCUGCCCGCUCCAGCCGCGGAGAUCAGGCACCGGCAGCAGGUGGCGGUCGCCAAGCAGCGCGCGCUGCCCCUUCCCCUGCCCGGCGGCGUCGGCACCUUCAGCAUCAGCCCCGCGCCCGUGUCGGUCGCGCUGCCGUCGGCCGUCGUCAAGUCGGAGCCGCCGCCGUUCGUGCUCUGGGGCCAACCUGCAGCGACGCUGCAGCCGGGCGCGCGAGGGCACCAGCAGCAGUGGGCGCUCCCCUUCGCCGGCUCCUUGCAGGUCAGUCCGCCGCCGCAGCAGGCGCAACCGGAUAGGAAGGGCCGCGGCGGAGGCGGGGUCAUGGAUUCAGGCUCCAGAUCCAGCGGCGGAGCCGGGUUCGACGACGAAGACGGCCUCACCACGCGCCGCGAGGUCUCCUCCUCGCUCCAAGCAGAUUUGGCAGUAAGGGUGGAUUGGAAGGGUGGGAGCUGCAGCGAUGGCGGUACAAAUCAGGGGCCAAACACACCACGGUCAAAACACUCGGCCACAGAGCAGCGCAGACGCAGCAAGAUCAAUGAUAGGUUUCAGAUACUUAGGGAGCUGUUGCCACACAAUGAUCAAAAGAGAGACAAAGCAACAUUUCUCUUGGAGGUUAUUGAAUAUAUACGUUUUUUGCAAGAGAAAGCGCAAAAAUACGAGGCAACAUUCCCAGAAUGGAACCAAGAAAAUCCAACGAUGCUUCCGUGGUCAAAUAUGUAUUUUCGAUCAUUCUGGAAAAAUGCACAGAGUAAAGGCCAAAUCCCAGGAGAUUCCCCGCCUGACCCUUCACAUUUCGUGAGAAAUGGAUCCUCCCCUGGAUCUAAUUUCACUGGGAAACUCGAUGAUAAUCACACAUCUGCAGCUGCAUCAGGGGCACUGGACCAGGCAGAAACUAAUCACGUGGCUAGCGGCUGCUACAGAUCAUCAGAAACUCCGGCGAAUAUUACAAAUAAUGCUAUAUCUCAGUCCCAACCUCAAUGGACAGGUCCGUCCCCUGUGGAUGACUCUGCAGUGAAAAGUGAAAUGCUUAACAGCCAGGAGUUGGCAAUAGAUGAAGGAAUGAUCAGUGUGUCCAGUACCUAUUCCCAAGAGUUACUUAUCUCGUUGUCUCACGCCCUUCAGAGCUCAGGUGUGGAUCUGUCCCAAACCAGCAUCUCUGUGCAGAUCAACCUGGGAAAGCGUGCUGGCAAGAGAUCUGCAUCUGCUGGUGGUGUAUCCUCCAACUCCAAGGAACCACCAGCCGAUCCAGCAUCUAGUAACGAACUAGGCGGCCAUCACGUGACAACGUUGGGAGCUAGCGCUGACGGUCUCCUCCCCCACGCGACGAAACGGCAUAAACGGGACAACAGCUGAUGAUGGGCCUCUCUCACUCCGCCUCGUUCCCAGACGACAGACGGAUUGAUCAUUCUUUUUUUUUUCUCCCAGCCCGACGGGAGGCUCUCUCUUGGAUUGGUUGCACAUCGCGUGCUCGGUGAUGGGCUGAGACCCCGGCUGUAUUCUUUUUGAUUUGAUCGCUCCCGCCGCCAUCCCCUGUCUAGCCCAUUGUUUUUACGUAGAGGAACGAACCGUGGAGCUUCCCAUUGCGGAUUGUGAAGCCGCUCUUCUUGUACACAGGCUUCCAUUCAUCUGAGAAGCUUCUUCCCCUCCUUGAACAGGUCUCUCCGCGUUUUAGACCUGUAUACUAGCAACCUGUAAGAUAUGAUUAUGAUGUCCAGCAGCUCUCCCAGGCACGGCACCGGCCAGUCAAGUUGUUCCGUUAUUUC